AUGAGUUCAGCAUUAUUGAUAGCUAAAUAUUUGGGAGCUGAAAAGCAAGCUGAAUUAAUAGAGAACUUACUAGUAGAUAUUCAAAAAGAAAAUACCGAAAAUGAUCACAAUGUUGAAGUCUUGAUUGAAUUAUUAGAUGGAUUCAAUCUUGAUAAAUAUCCUCAAUUUUAUAAUCAAAUAUUAAAUUUUUGUAAUAAAAAGCUUUUGAUGGAAAAUGAAUUAGAAAUCAUAUUGAAAUUUGUUUAUAAAAUUCCUCAAUUGAAACAAGAUAUACUUGAAAGAAUCAUUCAAUUAUUAUAUGGCUACAUUAAAGAACAAAUUUAUUAUUUCAAUCAACAAUUGAUUAAACUCAUUCCAAUAUCUAUAGUUGAUAAUAAACAGGACUCAACUAUUGAUUUGAUCACUAGUGAUGAAUUAAUAUUGUUGUUUCAAUUUUUACAAUCAUUGUUUACUACUACUACUACUGCUGGUAAUGAUGAUACUAUCAUUCUUGAAAUUGAUUAUUUGUUGUUGUUAUUUUUGGGAAUCAAUGACAAACAAGUAUCAAAUGUCACUUCCAAGUUAUUACGUUGGAGAAUGAAUUCAAUUAGUCAAAAAAUUGAAGGUCAAUUGAUUUGGGAUAUAAUAUUUACUUUAGAAAGUACUAAUCUUGAAUUUCAUAAAAGCCAUGCCUAUAUAUUAUGGUUAAGAUAUUUAAACACUGGAUUAAUUGCCAACGAUACAUUCCAAACUAUUAUUCAGAAAUCAGAUUAUUGGAAGUCCUUACAACAAGGAUUAAUUAGUGAUUCUCAUGAAUAUCGUAAGUUCAGUUUAUCAAUAUUACAAGUAUCUUUAACGUCAAUUAAUACCGAUCUUAAUAAUGAUUAUAUUGUUUGGGAAAUCACCGAUAAACAAAAAUACCUUAAUGAAUGGUCAAGAUAUAUGACAUUAUAUGAAAUUAUUGCCAUUGAUACUUCAUUAAAUCAAGCUGAAGCAGGUCAAAAUGAUAUCACAGGGUUAAUCUCACCAACUUCUUUGAUUCCUUCUUCUUGGGGGUGGUGUUUAUUAUCAACAGGUCUUCAAGCUACCCUUGAAUCAGUUAGAAAAUUCACAUUAAGACUUCUUUUAUCGAUCCCAUCAGAAAAUUUAUAUUUAAUCAAACAUGGAUUACCUAUUUUGGAGAAAGCAUUUUUACCCAAUUUAAUGAAUGCAUCUAAUUUAAAUGUGAAAAUCACUUCUAAUGAUAAAUUAGAUUGUGAAUAUGCUUAUCAAUUGAAAAAUUAUAUUUGUAAUAUGGUUAAGAAUUUAUCAACUGAUCAAGAACUCCAAGAUAUAACAUUAUCGAUAUUAAGAGUAUUGGCAGAUUUAAAAGAUAGUUAUGGUCCUUCAAGAAUAUUGGUUUUGCAUGGAUUAUAUGAUGGAUUAAAUCAUCAAGCCAAUAGGAAACAAGUAUUACAAUAUGGAAUUCAUGAUAUUCCAUUAUUAGUAUUAUUUGAAAAAAAAUGUGAAGGAGAAAUAUAUGAAAGAUAUCAUCAAAAUCUUAAUUUAAGGUUAUUACUUAAUUUCAAAUUAGAUAUAAAAUCAUUUUUAUCAACAUUAAAUAAAUUCAUUAAACAUAAUGGAUUUGAAUUAUUAAAAGAAAAUCAUCAAUUAUUUACCAAUUAUAUUCAAGAUGUGCCAAUAGAGAAAUUUAUGUCCCAUCAAGAAUUAGGUGAUUGUGGACCAGAAUACAAGGCAUUGUUUUUAGGUAUUACCGAUAAAGAUAUUGGCGCUGUUCUUGAAGAAGAAUCUCAAGAGAAAGAUUUGUUAUUGGCCAAAUUAUUUGCAUCUGGUCUUAAAACAACCGAAUUAAAGAAAUUCAAUUCAAGAUUACAAAAACUUGUUUUACUGGAUGAUAUGGAAAUCAUACAAACAUUAAGUCAAGCUGAAUUUGAAUUGAUAGGAAUCCCUGACAAUGAAGACAUUUCCAAAUUAUGGGAAACCAUAAAAAAUGAAAUCCAAUCAAACGAAUAUAGAAUUCUUGAAGAGUGUCUUUAUAAAUUUAGACUUUUCAAUCAAAUUUAUAAAAAUUCAACUUUCCAAUUUGAAAAUAUAACCACGAUUAUUGAUUUCCAUAGAAUCAUGUUAAACAAUUCUUAUGAAACAUCGAAAACUUCAAGAUUUUUUUAUAAAUUAAAAGAUGAAAUCUUAGGUGAAUACUAUACUACUUUAAACCUUACUUUUGAGAAAACCACCACAAACACAAAUGCCAGCAUUAACAUCUCAGCUAUUCUAGAUGUAUUAAAUCCUGGUAUUGUUCAAAAUAAAGCCAAUUACAAUAUGGUAAAUUUAGUUUAUCAUUAUCUUGAAAUAACUGAAACACCUGAAUCAAUUUAUCAAAUUGUAGAGUUUUUAAGUGAAUUAUGGUUUAAUUUAUCUGCCACAAGAUUGAAAUUACAAGCAUUACCAUUACAUCUUUCCAUUAUAAAAACAUUUUUCCACCCCAAAGUGGUUUUCUCAAAGGUAGAUAAAGAUGAAGAAGAAGAAGAAGAUAUUAUUAUUAGUGAUAUGUUACAUAAAUUUGGUAUUUCAAUUAUUGAAAAUUCUAAAGUUAGAAGAAGUUUUUUACCAACUUUAACUUUAUGUUUAUCAAAUUGUCAAAUUCAAAAUCAAAAACAAUUUGAAUCAUGUCAAUGGAUUCCUGAACUUUUAAUUAAAGCAUAUUUAAUAUAUCAACCAAAAGCUCAUUUUUUCAUUCUCCCCAUAAUAUUAGCUGAUAUUUAUGAUAAACAGGUUGCUAUUAAUUCUAAUUCUAAUAUUUAUCAUCAAGUUUAUGGAGAUGAAGAAAUUAGUGCACGAAUUAAUCUUUUGGCAAUUUUCAAUUCUAUAAAAUCAUCAAGUUUCACUCAAUCCGUUUAUGAUUAUAUAAUUGAUAAUCAACAAUAUUUCCAUUUAUUCAAACCAUUAAAGAGUACUGAUGCAUUAGAAGAAUGGACGAGAAUGCAAUUAUAUUCAAUAAUAUUAUCAUUAUCUGAUAAUUUAACUAAUAUUGAUUUGGAUAUUUUCCUUGCUAGAUUAGCCACAGAACCAAGUCCAAUGGUUCGUUCUUAUAUUGAAUGGAUAAUUGCUCUUAAAUUAAGUGAUAAUGGAAAUUAUGUUGACAAAUUAUUAAAUGAAUUAUUCCAGAAAAUAAAUAUUCUAAAACCUUCAGUGGUUACAUCAUAUUUGAAAAUAUUAUUCUUAUUCAUUCAACAACAAUCCACCACCAAGGAAUGUCAAUUAUUAACAAAACUUUUAUAUACGGUUAUCCCUGGAUGUACCGUAUCACGUAAAAUGAUUAGACAUUUUUCACUAUCAUUAAUAAUUUCUAUUCAUGAUGAAAUUAAAAGGAAAAAUUUACCUUUAGAUCCUCGUGUACUUGAUAUUGUCAAUAAUAUGUAUUUAAAUGCCAUUGAAUCAGAAACAUUUGCUCAAUAUAGAAGUGGUGAUGAAUUAUUAUGGGAUAUUGUCAAAGAUUUAACUUUGGUCAAUAUUUCUGGUGGAGUUAUGUUAAGAUUAUCUGAUAGAACUGAUUUAGAUUUUAUUAAAAAAGAAAAUUUUGAUAAAUAUCUUUCUCAGGAUCAAAUCAAUUUAUUGAAAUAUGAUAUUGGUCAAGAUCCUCAAUUAUGGAUGAUAAAUGAAGAAAAAGAAGAAGAAGAAGAAGAGGAUUAUGAUAAGAAGAGAAAAUUGAACUUGAAGAAACCAAUUGUUACUCCUAUUAAACCAGUAGACAGUAAUGAAGUGUCGUCUUCAUCAUUUUUACAAACUAAAAGUGGUGCCUGGAAUACAAUUAUGGAUGCUGAUGCUGUUGUUGAUGAUGUUAAUAAUACUAAUAACAGUGUUCGAGGAUCAGAAAUUCCAAGAAGUGAAUUAAUUGUUGUUUCUUCAUUAGUUGAUAAACCACCAAAUUUAGGUGGGAUAUGUCGUUUAUGUGAUGUUUUAGGAGCAGGGUUGUUAACAUUACAUGAUAUUGAAGUUAAAAAUCAUAUCAACUUUAAAACCGUUGCCGUUACUGCUGAUCAAUGGAUGCCUAUGAUUGAAGUUAAAAUGGAAAAUAUUAAACAGUAUUUAUUAGAUAAGAAACGUGAGGGUUAUACAUUAAUUGGAUUAGAACAAACUGAUAAAUCAAUUGAAUUGAACAAUGAUUUGAAAUUUCCUAAAAAAUCAUUGAUUUUGAUUGGUAAAGAACGUGAAGGUAUUCCUGGUGAUUUAUUAGCUGAAUUAGAUUUUUGUGUGGAAAUUAAACAAGUUGGUAUUGUUAGAUCAAUGAAUAUUCAAACUGCUACAGCAAUCAUUGUUCAUGCUUAUUCUUCACAACAUUGUUAA
Messenger RNA from Candida albicans SC5314, 4323 nucleotides. Its product is annotated as tRNA (guanosine(18)-2'-O)-methyltransferase. NCBI's taxonomy places the organism in Eukaryota, Fungi, Ascomycota, Pichiomycetes, Serinales, Debaryomycetaceae. Gene Ontology annotation, molecular function: tRNA (guanine) methyltransferase activity; RNA binding. Gene Ontology annotation, biological process: tRNA methylation. The coding region runs from base 1 to 4323 and encodes 1440 amino acids. The record is from RefSeq and is a predicted model, not a curated record. The transcript has a single exon.